GUCUGUGUCUAAGCCAUUGGCAGAGUCAUGUAAAUCUGUAUGUUAGCGAUCACACGUAUGAUGUUUGAUGUGAGGCGUACUACAGGAACCUUGUGCGCUUUGUUAUUUCAGAGGAAAAAAACUUGACGCUCUCUGUUCAACGUCGGCAAAUCACUGAAUCAGAGAAUGACCAUACAGCAGAUGACACAGACACACAGUGGCUGUACAGUAGUAAGACACCCCAGUACAAUUGUACAUCUAACUGCAUGAGCAAUCUGCUGUUGCUGCCACCCUGGAGAGAUUAUUGAGCAGUACUCCUUUCACUGGUUUGCGACUGAAAUGCUGGCUGUUUUCCUGAAAAAACAAGCAGUGCUGUCCUCUGUGCUGCUGUCUGAAUCGUUAUCAGACACAUUAGAGAGAUCAGUUCCUGCCACUUUUCUCUCAAGAAGGGUAAAGGAUUGGUUCCUUUUCAUAGAUUGACAGUAGAUAUUUUAGUUCCUAGUCACCCAAUUACUGUAUAUACUUAUACCGUAAGUAUAUUAAUUACAGUCAGACGCCAGAUGUGUGAUAGGACAGGAACAAGAUCUUGUCACUACUAGUAUUUCACAACCUGCUUCUACUUUUUUUUUUAACCAAACCAAACUCCACCAAGGAGCUAUAUAUCGUACUCCAUGCUGACACCGAGACUCCUCAAGAGCCUUUGUGCGUCCCCUCCUCGCUAGCAAUAUUUUAUUGCUGCUUGGAAAGGCAAAACUAAAUUAUCCUUGGUUUCCUGCACAGGUGCGGCUCUAAAGGGGCACUUCGUCAAGCAGGAUGAAUGCGUUGGCCGCAACCAGCAGGAACUUCAAGCAGGCAGCUAAGCUGCUGGGUCUGGACUCCAAGUUGGAGAAGAGCUUGCUCAUCCCAUUCAGGGAGAUCAAGGUUGAAUGCACAAUCCCCAAAGAUGAUGGAACCUUAGCGUCCUAUGUUGGGUUCAGGGUCCAACAUGACAAUGCCAGGGGCCCCAUGAAGGGUGGAAUCAGAUACCACCACGAGGUUGAUCCUGAUGAGGUCAAUGCCUUGGCACAACUAAUGACAUGGAAAACAGCCGUGGCUAACAUACCAUAUGGAGGAGCUAAAGGUGGAAUAGGAUGCAGUCCUGGAGAGUUGAGCAUCUCUGAGCUUGAGCGACUUACCCGAGUUUUUACUCAGAAAAUCCAUGACUUAAUUGGCAUCCAUACCGACGUUCCAGCUCCAGAUAUGGGCACCAACUCACAGACAAUGGCCUGGAUACUUGAUGAGUACUCAAAGUUCCAUGGUUACUCACCUGCUGUGGUGACAGGAAAGCCUGUUGACCUUGGAGGAUCAUUGGGCAGAGAUGCAGCUACUGGAAGGGGAGUUCUGUUUGCUACUGAAGCCUUACUUGCAGAGCAUGGCAAAGGCAUUGCAGGCCAGCGUUUCAUUAUACAGGGAUUUGGUAAUGUUGGUUCCUGGGCUGCUCAACUGAUCAGUGAAGCUGGUGGCAAGGUGAUUGCAAUCAGCGAUGUCACAGGCGCUGUCAAGAACGUCAACGGCCUUGACAUCGCCAGGCUAGUGAAGCACUCGGCGGAGAACCGCGGGAUCAAGGGCUUCGACGGGGGAGAUGCGAUCGACCCACACUCCCUGCUCACUGAAGAUUGUGAUGUCCUCAUCCCGGCAGCACUUGGGGGAGUGAUAAACAAGGACAAUGCUAAUGACAUCAAAGCAAAGUACAUCAUUGAGGCUGCCAAUCACCCCACAGACCCCGAGGCAGACGAGAUCCUGUCAAAGAAAGGCGUUCUCAUUCUGCCGGACAUACUGGCGAACUCUGGCGGCGUCACGGUGAGCUACUUCGAGUGGGUUCAGAACAUCCAGGGGUUCAUGUGGGACGAGGAGAAGGUGAACGAGGAGCUGAGGACGUACAUGACGCGCGGGUUCAGGGACGUGAAGGAGAUGUGCCGGAGCCACAACUGCGACCUCCGCAUGGGCGCCUUCACCCUCGGCGUCAGCCGCGUCGCGCGUGCCACCGUUCUCAGGGGAUGGGAGGCCUAGCCUGACCCCUAUCUCUUCCCAUCUCAUGUCAUGUCCCUCUUGUGUCUCGUGUCCUCUCCUUCUGUUUAUCGAUCAGUGGAGGUUUGAGAAAAAAUUUCAGUAAUAACUCCAUGUGUCUUCUUGGAGACCAACCGAGCAAAAGAAAACAGUAGCUUUAUUUUUUCGGGAACACGCUAUACAUUAGCGUGUCAUUUCAAUAAGGAGAAAUAAACAUUCUUUACUGUGGUCCAUAUGCAAAGCUACGGCUAUUUUCCUCUAGAGCUAAGAAAUGAGACUAGCCAAACA
Phragmites australis (common reed) is the source of this 2313-nucleotide messenger RNA. RefSeq names its product glutamate dehydrogenase 1, mitochondrial. The record is from RefSeq and is a predicted model, not a curated record. Gene Ontology annotation, biological process: L-glutamate catabolic process. NCBI's taxonomy places the organism in Eukaryota, Viridiplantae, Streptophyta, Magnoliopsida, Poales, Poaceae. Gene Ontology annotation, cellular component: mitochondrion. The transcript has 10 exons. Bases 793 to 2028 code for a protein of 411 amino acids. Gene Ontology annotation, molecular function: L-glutamate dehydrogenase (NAD+) activity.